CCCAUUCUUUAAUUUUUCAUUUCAAUUUUUCUUUUACUCUUUAUGUCAGCUAUUGAAAUAUACAACUAGCCUAUAAUCAUCAAUUUUAUUCCAUGCAAACUGCUAGAUCCAUCUCAAACAAUGGCAAGUUAUCGGGGAGAACCGUCCGAUCCAAUGGCAUGUGCUUCAGCUGAACUUGACCUGCCCAACCCUGGUCUUCUUACAUUUCGAAAGCUGGCAAUCAACAAGGGACAAAUCACCAGAGUAGAAGAAAAGACGAUGAAAUCUACCAUUCAAACCCAAGACGAUAUCCUUGACAGUAAAAUUUACAGUGAACAGUUCUGCAAUGCUGCCCGAAAUGUCAAAGGUGUGAUGCUCUACCACUCCAAAAAAAAAGGUGAGGCAAUCAAGGUAUGGGAAGAAACAUUAGCAUCAGAUAAAACCAAUCUGAAUGCACUAAAGGACAUAACACUUGCAUACCAAAAACUAGGCUACAACCCCGAGGUACAGAAGUAUGAAGCACAGCUGAGGAACACGAUACGAGAUGCAAGACCUGAUGAGAAGCGGAUGAUGUUUGCUAGGUGCCAGGCUGAACAGGGCUAUGCUCUAUUUCAAGAUCUGCGUACACAAUCCUGGAAAGGGAUCGACCUGCGUCAAGAACAAGUUAAUUGCUAUGAGGCGGCGCUUAAAAUGGCAGAGGGUCUCAUAGGCCAGAAGGAGAAGAGAGAUUGGCUUCUGUACACUGGUAAGGCAUAUGAAAAGCUUUGUCAUGUUUCUUACAGGGCUAGUAGAGACGAUCUAUACAUGGAUUCCAUAGGGAAGGCAAUAGAAAUUUUACAUGAAGCCCUCCAAAUGUCUGAUAAAAAUGCGCUGUACCAGGCAGAGAUAUGGCUCACGAUUGGGACCAUGUUUGAUCGAGAUAUGAGGUGUGUAGCAUUUGAUAUCCCUCAACUUGUUGAACAAUGCUACAAAGAAUGCUGGGAAGAUCCAAUGAUUUGCUUCAAAAAGGCUUUAGAAUUCAAUCCCGACAAUCACAACAAUCUGUGGCUUUUGGGUCGUAUAGGAAUUUGCCUCUACAAGCAGCAAAAUUAUGACGGUGCCCUGAAAUGGUUAAAUCAAUGCAUUCAUGCUACUGACAAACUUCCACCUGAGGACCCACAGAGAAAUUCAUCCUGGAAUGCUCUGUACCAUAGAGCCAAGAUAUACAUCAAGGAGGCCAAAAGGUAUGGCACUCAAAGAAAGCCUGCCCAAUCCCACUCGUUUCUUGAGAAAGCACAACUGGAUGCAAACAGAGCAUUGGAAUUAAGGCAAUCCCCCAUGAAUAUUGCGUUGGCAGGUGAAGUUAACCAUAUGCUCGCCAAGAAUCGACUGACCCCACAGAAAGAGGUUGAUCAUCUCAGAAAUAUAGCUCUUAAUAGAUUCUAUGAGGCAUCAGUCACACAGGAUGGUUCUACUUCCUCAGACGUCCAUCUCAAAAGGGCAGAGUGUCUUCAAGAUGGGGAAGACCUGCAAUCAGCAAUUGAGUCAUUCAAAAUUGCUUUUGACACUAUAGGCACUGGGGCAGACUUUCGUGAUUCACUAGCGUCAAAACUGUUGAAUGCCAUGUUACAAUACUACAAAGGCAGUCCACAGCAUUUGUUUGGGGAAGUUGCAUUCUGGUUCAUCUACACCCAUAAAUCCUGGCAAGCUCCACAGAAGUACAUCAAAAUGCUUUACGUGGAAUAUGCUACUGAGAUCUUGGAUAUACUGGAAUACAGCAGCCGACAUGUUUCUGACGAGUCAACCACAGUACAAAAUAUGGUAGAAUCUUUCAAACAAGUCAUGCAUGAAAGAAACAUAGGAGAUGAGAACUUCAAAAUCAGAUUGAGCAACCUUGGCGAGAAGAGGGACCUCAGUCUUUCUCAAAGGCAAGAGCCUGUACCAACAGCAAUUCAAGAGGAUGAUAUACCUAAUGUUCACCCACUGACAUCGGGUGUAGACUUUGACUUCUACAUCCUUCAUGACGGAAACAACCCUGAGAUAAAAGGCUGGAUAAGGUAUGCACUGCUAAAGGGUCUUGAAUGGAAGUUCUAUGCCUUAAAAGGGUACUAUCAUCAGAGAGACUCAAGAUUUGGAGCAUUUCCAUAUGAAUCAGAGGCUGAGGCAAUGGAGAAAUCGGCCAAGAUUCUCAUUGUCUUAAGCCACGGCUUUGACGGUAACAAAAAUCUAACAACGGAAAUAGCCCAGGGUUUGCAUGCUAAAAACACAGAAAAUGUCAUUCUCCUCCAGAGAGAGCAAGUGGAAGUGCCUACCAAGCUAAGAUGUUACAAGAAGUUUGAUUUCACUGUGCAAGUGGACCUUCCACAAUUGGUGAGGUACCUACUGCCAGUACGUCCUCUAUGCGACAUCUAAGAAAUGUCCUUGAACAAACUCUGUGACACUUUGUAAGAGACUGCAAUCCAAGCCUUACC
This is a messenger RNA of Strongylocentrotus purpuratus (purple sea urchin), 2429 nucleotides long. RefSeq lists its product as uncharacterized. The transcript is spliced from 2 exons. The record is from RefSeq and is a predicted model, not a curated record. Gene Ontology annotation, biological process: signal transduction. NCBI's taxonomy places the organism in Eukaryota, Metazoa, Echinodermata, Echinoidea, Camarodonta, Strongylocentrotidae. Gene Ontology annotation, molecular function: protein binding. The coding region runs from base 121 to 2370 and encodes 749 amino acids.